Molecule: messenger RNA, 2895 nt
Organism: Botrytis byssoidea
Lineage: Eukaryota; Fungi; Ascomycota; Leotiomycetes; Helotiales; Sclerotiniaceae
Exons: 1
Coding region: 1-2895 (964 amino acids)
Cellular component (GO): NuA4 histone acetyltransferase complex
Molecular function (GO): protein binding
Source: RefSeq, a predicted model, not a curated record
AUGAAUACUACCACAGCCUAUACGCCUCUUGAAUGUUUAUUGUUAUUUCAAUCUUUAGUCGCAUAUGGCACCGAUCCAAACUCAUUUACUCAAAUUUCUCAACUCUUGACCAAUAAUUCCCUGGUUAAGGAUGGGGAAACAUACGAUGCUGGAAGACUGAGUGCUGAUUUACUGGGGGAUUUAUAUUUACGACUUCUGCGAGAGGAAUUGAAGAAUGAUGCAGAGCAAGAUGUGCAAGAAGACACUGGACCGUCGCCGUCAAAAAAACGAAAACUCUCCAGUCCACAUUUGCCAACUAUCAAGGAUGCCCAACCGUAUCGAGAAAAAUUGCCAAUUUUAGUGGAGAGGUUAUAUGAGCGGUACAAAGAUUAUAUGGUACGGGCCAUCAGGGAGGAUGAGGAAAAUUACCGAGCUGUUCAACGAGAUAUUGCGGCAAUUGAGAGAGGAGAUUGGGAUGAGAGAAUAUUGAGAGAAGAACGGGCGGCCACGGAACAGAAUGGGCACAAACAAAUUGCGGAUGCUGGCAUGAAGCCGAAUGGUACCACUAGCAAUGUUCCUAUUACAGAGGAAGGUAUAUCGAAGGAAUCCAAACCUUUGGAUAGCAGACUACAGGAUCCACGGCCGACAGAACCUAGGCUUCUGGAGCCCCAGCUGCCACAAAUCAAGUCAUUUGAGAUAGCUAUUCCUCAAUCAUUACCUCAAAAUGUAAGAGAGCAAUCAAGAACAAAAGCAUCUCCAUCUCCCGGUCCAUCUCCAAGAACCGAAGGUCGACCAGAAGGUUUGGCUAUCAGUGAUGUUUUAAACACUCAAAAUUCCACCCCCGUUCCUCCCCCCAAAAAUGUCACGGAACAACAGCCUCGAAAUGGUAUGCAACAUGGGGUACCACCAAUAGCUCAUCAAAGAUCUGGCAGUCAUGGUCCACAUGGUCCAUCUCCAUUACAAACUCAAGCUCAUUCGCCACAACUUGGUCCUCCUCCUUUACAAUGGGAACCACCAUUCCACCCCGGGGGUCCCAAUCCUCCACAGUUCCACAACCCUCAACCUGGAUCGCCGCAUCCAUCUCCACACUCCCAGUUCUACCCCCCACCGUUCCCUUCAUAUCCUCCCCAUUCGUACCCGCCCCCUAACCAUCGAAAUUCCCUACCAAGUCCACAUUUACCUCCGCCCCAUCAUUCUGUACCAUCAUCUCCACUAAACCCACAAUAUCAACAAGGCGUUCUCUUACCACCCCCUCAUACAAUGGGUAGACCUCCAAGUACUACUGGCACGCAACUAGACGCGUUGGCGGACGUUGCUGGGCAGCAAUAUCGCGCGAAUUCUGGAUCACCUAUGGCUCAGCAAGGACCUUUACCUCCGGUCUCUUUGCCUCCAGGGUCUAUGCCACAAAUUCCACCUCACAUGCCAUACACACAUUCAUUCCCACCUCCACCUCCACAAAGACCUCUCUCCUCGACUGGCCAUCCUCCUCCACAAUGGAUUCCUCCCUUCCAAUCACCACCAUACCCGCUACCAUAUCAACUUAAUGGACCUCCUAAUGGACGACCGCCAUUUCCCCGGCCAGAACUUGUUGCUCCGGAGAACAGGCAAUAUAAUUCACCAUAUAAUGCAAAUCAAAGUCCACGGCCUUCUCUACCCAUUAAUAAUUCAGUGCAGCCAAGACCGCAACUAUCGCAGCCUCAUACCCCGUUGUCUCAAGCACCUCAGACAUUCAUGACUGGAAGUGGCACUAAAUGGACACCAAGACCAUCCGGUGCUACUCCACGAUUACCUAGGGAGCCUUCUCGUCCACAAGCCGAAGCUCUUAGUCCUAUAUUAAAGCCUAAAGUAUUACCUCAAUCAGUAGAAAAGUCUCCACAAAAGAAACAUCGGCCAAAGCAGGAUCCUGUCAGACCGGGCAACACCAAUACACCGAACACGUUACGCAAGCGAGCUGGCAGUAUAACCUCAACUCCCACUAUUGGCCCAUUUAGAAGGAGUCAGUCGGUACAAUCACAUGCUGACGAACUCUCCUUGGACAACGAAGGUUCCGGUCUUCACUUCAAACAAGAAGUCGCAACACCCCGUGGCGUUGGUGAUGUAGCCGAUAUAGCGACUGAUGAUAGUACAAGUCGACAACCCAAAAUCCCACAAUCACCUCGUCAAGCAAUGAAACGAAAGCGUCUUGAUAGUCCCGAACUUAGGGAACCCCGUGGUCCACCCCUGUUCGUUUUAUGGACUCGUGCAUUCCCGAAGAUUAGUGUAUCUGCCUUGGAAUCAAUUAGUGGUCAUCGGAACGCGAGCACGUUUGCAAAUCCCGUUAAGGAGAGAGAUGCUCCUGGGUAUAAAGAUCUCAUUCUCCGUCCACAAGAUCUCAAAUCUAUUCGAACGGCUAUCACGGCUGGACAUAAAGCUGCGGCGGCUGCAGCUGCAGCUCUGGCUACACCAGAUGAUCAAGGCCAAUCAAGUGCAUGGCUGCCUAUUGCUGAAGAUCUCAUUCCUCCAAAAGGCAUAAUAAAUUAUGCUCAAUUUGAAAAAGAAUUGAUGCGUAUGUUUGCCAAUGCUAUUAUGUUUAAUCCCGAUCCUGAUCGUGGAUUUGGUAAAGCAUUUGAGAAUAAAAGGAAAGAGUCUGAGAGGGGAGCAGUUUAUGAAAUUGAUGAGAAUUCAUUGGUGAAGGAUACAAGAGCUAUGUUCAUGGAUGUCGAAAAGGAUAUUGGAGCAUUGAGAAGUGCAGAAAGGCGAAGCGAAGAAGCUGCAGAAAGAGAAGCUCUUGGUGGACCUUGGGGUAUUAGACACACUAAUAGUCAUGCUGCACCUGAUGAUGAUGAUGACGAUGAUGAAGCUGACGAGCUAGCAGGGGAUGGAGAUGGCGUUGUCAGCAACGGAAGUGGCACAAUAAAAAGAAGAAGAAAAGCUUGA